AUGGGAAUAACAAAGCAUGUUGAUGUUGAUUUCAUCACAGUGCUUCUACAAAACCAAAUUGGUGGCCUCCAAGUUCUUCAUGAGGACAUGUGGAUUGAUUUGCCCCCUUUACCUGAGGCUCUUGUUGUUAACAUCGGUGAUUUUUUGCAGUUUUUAACACUGAUGAACAUGACUGAUUUAGAAUUUGUUGAACACCAGCUUCUCUCAAAUGAGAAAUUCAAGAGCGCUCAACAUAGAGUACUUGUGAACCGUGUUAGUCCAAGAGCUUUUGUUGCAUGUUUUUUCACCACAAGUUCUCAUUCGAAUGCAAGGAUUUAUGGUCCCAUCAAGGAGUUAUUAUCAGAAGAAAAUCCUGCAAAAUACAGAGAAUUUUCGGUUCCAGAGUUUUUAGCCCACUACCGUAAAUGUGCGAAUCAAAUUCCUCCUAUGUUGCAUUUUAGGAUUUGA
Messenger RNA from Vigna unguiculata (cowpea), 447 nucleotides. RefSeq names its product 1-aminocyclopropane-1-carboxylate oxidase homolog 7-like. NCBI's taxonomy places the organism in Eukaryota, Viridiplantae, Streptophyta, Magnoliopsida, Fabales, Fabaceae. The record is from RefSeq and is a predicted model, not a curated record.